AUGGAUGUGGAGGAGUUCGACGGUAUCUUGUGUGUGAAUGUUACCGAUGCGCAGCCCAGAAGACGACGCUCUAUUUUCACCAUUUCAACCUCGUCGAGCUCCUCCGUCAGAAACCUACCUAAUGAAGAACACUUUCGGAGCUCCAUCUCUAGAAGUGUUAGCGCUGAAACGUGCGGUACAUCGUUGACUGGGUUGCUCGAAAGCGUUUCUCAAGAGUCGGUGAAGAUCGCGGGUCAAGAGUCGUGUCAAUGCGUCGUGUGCCCUGCUGAGGUCGUGGCUCGUAAUGAUGAGCGUUUUUGUGGAAGUCCGAGUUCUGUUUCGCAAAUGAAAUGGCUGUCGCUUCUUGAGAUGGAGUCUGUGUUGCCCGCUUUCACGCGGUGUUAUACGAAAGAAUGCGGUGCAGUAGAAGAGAAGUUGGAGGAGAUGAUGUGUCGUGUUUCCAACCUUUCGAAGGAUGCGCUGGAUUGUCGGGCAUCGUUUCGGAAAGUGUACGACAGGCUGAAACAUUUAACGAAGAAGAAACGGGCCUUGAAAGAAGAAAUCGAGCGGAACAGCGAAUUCAACGAACUCCUCAAUGGCCUUCGUGGUUUAUAAAGAUCGAUCCUAUUUUCUAGCUUCAUCCUGAAGUUUACGAAAUGCAACAGCCAAUUGCACGAGA
Messenger RNA from Notodromas monacha, 658 nucleotides. Lineage: Eukaryota; Metazoa; Arthropoda; Ostracoda; Podocopida; Cyprididae. The record is from the annotation of a GenBank genome assembly.